Molecule: messenger RNA, 3184 nt
Organism: Haliotis rufescens (red abalone)
Lineage: Eukaryota; Metazoa; Mollusca; Gastropoda; Lepetellida; Haliotidae
Product: phosphoserine phosphatase-like
Exons: 6
Coding region: 109-2019 (636 amino acids)
Biological process (GO): dephosphorylation; L-serine biosynthetic process
Cellular component (GO): cytoplasm
Molecular function (GO): L-phosphoserine phosphatase activity; magnesium ion binding
Source: RefSeq, a predicted model, not a curated record
CACGAUGCAUAUGCGCAGAAAGCUUUUAGCCCCGGAAGUGCAGACGCUAGUGUGUUUACUUGUAAAGAUGUUUGUUUCUCUUCCACGUUGUGAUUAAUAACAGGGAAGAUGACGAGUGUUGAUUUAUCGGAAACUGCCAACUGGCAGAACCACGAAAUUGAGAGUUUACUGAAUAUUUGGUCGAAGAAGGAUAUUCAAAAUGAACUGGGUAACAUGCAUCAAAACUUGCCAGUCUACGAGAAAAUUUCUUCUCAACUUUCCUCAAUGGGAAUCAAUCGAUCAGCAAUAAGUUGUCGAGAUAAAAUCAAGAAACUUAAAUUCAAAUACAGACGAAUAAGAGAGAAAAAGGGCUACAAGAAAAGUAGUUUUAAGUUCUAUGACAUUCUUCGGUCGGUGUUGGGGGAUAGCGUAGAGGAAGGUGGGGAUGGGUACCCACAGCACGUGCCUCAUCAACCACGCCCACAUUCCCACCAUGGUGAUCACGCCAAUGGACAUGGAUCUCAUUACUAUCCUCAAGAAUACGACAAAUCUAGAUUCAGUCCAAGUGUUGUAAGCAAUGACAAUAACAGCAUGAUCUUGAGUGAUUCUGAGUCGGACAGUGAAUAUGAUUAUGUGAAAGGUGAUUUAUCUGAUGAUGAUUACCUACACGAAGAAAUGUCUUCUCAGUAUAGUGAGGCUCAACCGACAUCUAGUGCAACACAACAGCCAGCAGGUCCAAUGCAUGACGGUGGAGGAGCCGGUAGCUACAGUAAUAUGUUUAUGCAUGGAGGACCUAGCAGAUUUCCCAAAUCAAAUAAAACAGACAGUGUACCUAAAGAUGAUCCUGCCUCAUUUUGGCAGCAAAUGAACACAGGGCCACUUAAUGCUGCUCGAAUGGCAAUGAGUAGACGGGCAGAAUGUAUGAGAGGAGGAUUUGGGUUUGAUAGAGGUUUUGGAAUGAUGCACCAUCAUCAUCCCUUUAUGGGCCGCGGACAUGGGUGGCGGAGAGGAGGAGGAGGAGGGGGACGAAAAAGAGCUCGACUCGAGCAGACGUUUGAUAUGAUGUUGAACAAAGUAUCUCAAAUUCAGAAAGACAUGCAAGAUCGCUUCCUAUCAACCCACGAGAAACAACAUCAGCAGCAUCUGAAUUUUGAGCUGCAGAGACAAGAGCUUGAUAAUAGGCAAAGAGAGAUGGAGAGGAAACAUGAGAUGAACAUGUUCCAAAUGAUGGUCAGUUCUCUUCAUCAUGAUGGGAACCAUUUAAACCAUGCGCUUGGAAAUGAUAUGGCUGUAAAGCACAGUGCCAGUACUCAAAACUCACCACAAACAUCUUUUCCAGGUUCUAGGAAGCUGCACACAAUGUCCCAGGAGGAAGUGAAAGCCACAUGGCGGACGGCCGAUAUCGUGUGUUUUGAUGUCGACUCAACCGUAUGUAAAGAUGAGGGUCUUGAUGAGCUGGCAGCAUUUUGUGGCGUUGGGGAGAAAGUAGCAGCAUGGACACAGAAGGCCAUGGGAGGAGACGUGUCAUUCCGUGUGGCACUGAGUGAGAGGCUGAAUAUUGUCAAACCAUCAAAACAACAGCUCAAUGAUUUUGUAGCCAACCAUCCCCCUCAACUUAGUGAUGGCAUGAGUGACUUGGUGAGUGCACUGAGACAGAAGGGUCGAACUGUGUACCUGGUGUCUGGGGGGUUUCGGUCCAUCAUUGAACCUGCCGCUGAUCUACUUUCUAUACCUGCUGAAAAUAUCUAUGCCAACAAACUCAAGUUCUACUAUACAGGGGAGUAUGCUGGAUUUGAUGAAAGCCAGCCAACAUCUGACUCCGGCGGCAAGCCCCGUGUGAUGCAGAUCAUCAAGGAUCGUCAUAAAGACAACAAGCUGGUGAUGAUCGGGGAUGGCGCCACGGACUUGGAGGCAGCACCACCUGCUGAUGCUUUCAUUGGCUAUGGAGGGAAUGUGGUCCGAGAGAGUGUCAAGUCCAGAGCUGCAUGGUUUGUUACAGACUUUCAGGAACUAAUCACUGAACUCAACUCAUCUAGCUAGUGGAGAAAUAUGCUUGACAUCACUUUGUAUCACACGGCUUUGGCACGUUGUCAGUCUCAUUAAAAUCAGACCUUAGUUCUCGCUACCGCUAAACAAAGAUCUGAGGACAUCCCAUUAGGGGUCACGUCAGAACAACCUUUCAUCCGACCAAUCAGAGCGUCGUUUCCCAGAUCAUGAAAAUGACAGUCAGAAUGUGAUUUGGAUUCAUGCAACCUAGAAAACUUUAACACAGGGUAUGCUGAAAGGUAGUUAUGGGUUUAAGACUGAAUCUAUACAAUCUAGACCAUAUAUUUGCAAUUCCAGAAUGUUCUUUUGUUCAGGUUUCAAUUUUUUUAAUUGAGAAUUUGUCCAAAUAUGUUUUGAAGCGUAGUCGCUAAUUUGAAUUUAGUGCCGCAAAGCACGAGAAAGCUGCCUUCUUAUUAGUAAAUGUCGACUUAUUGUCAGUCCUUCCAUUGGUCUGUCAAAAUUCGUGCAAGGUUGGUCUGACAGGACCCUGACCCGUAAUGGGAUGUCCUCAGAUCUUUAUUUAGCGAUAGCGAGAACUAAGAUCUGAUUUUAAUGAGAUUGGCACGUUGUGUAUCACUUCUUAUAAUUGUUUUAAUGGUUGGUAUUGGUGAGAGUACUUGAAAACCAAACAAAUUAUACAAAUUGUCAAUUUGGAAAAUGGUAUUUCAAUGCAAGGAAAUCCCAGAUUGUAAUUAUGAAUUAAAUCUUAUGAAAUUUAAACUUUAAGCAAAUUUGUGAUAAGGUUAUGGGAGCAGUGCCAUUGUAAAGGAUUAAAUGGUAUUUGUGUCAUGAUUUGGUUUAAUCACAAAUGUAUUGGCCAAUAUGCAACCAGCUACUUCAUCAUCUGAUUUCUUUCUACUAGGGAGACUAUAACCUCUUUAUUUUUAGCAUGAUCUGCAAGAUGUUAAGAUAUUAAUUAUUAUACUCUUUUAAUAUCCCUGAUUAAAGUUUUUAUCUACUUUUAUGCUGAGCAAGUGGAAUGUUGAGUUUUUCCAGAUAUAAUUGUGUUUUAUUUUGUCACUGUUAUUUUAUUAUGUUGUUAAUGAUGUCAUGCUACUCAGAAUUAAUUCCUAUUUGUAACAUAAUGUAUUAAUUGAAAAAUAUAUUGCACAUUAGGAAUGUAAAUAAUACUUUGUAUUUGAUAAAUGAUAAAAAUGAA